Fraxinus pennsylvanica is the source of this 465-nucleotide messenger RNA. The record is from the annotation of a GenBank genome assembly. Lineage: Eukaryota; Viridiplantae; Streptophyta; Magnoliopsida; Lamiales; Oleaceae.
AUGGAGCCCCCACAGUCCCGCAGGCUCCAACAAGCCAUAAUCCCCCGCCCGCAGCGUCUGCUCCGGUGCCAAACUGGAAGCGCCGCUUUGUCAUCACUCCAAGAAAUUCGUAUAAAAUCAAGAAGUGGCUUAAAGCGUGAAGAAAAAGAUCAAAAUCCUUUAACAAGCAAAAAACAACAGAAUAAAACAAAAGAAAUUACAGACUCCACUGCAGCCGGUUUUGUGAGGUUUUUGCCACGCAGUAAGAGCAAAACGGAGGUGCCAAGAAGAACACGAUCAGCCUCUACUUCUCCUUCUGCAUGGGCAUUAUCUCCUGGUAGAUCUUCUCCAUUGCCGGUGCUGAAAUCUCCCAGUUUGGAGAAGUUGAAGAGGGACUCGACAGGCGGUGGCGGAGGAAGCGGCGGUGUGAGCGCAGUUUUGAAGUUCUUUAGGCAGAAGAAAGGGAAACCAGAGCUAAGAAAAUGA